UCCAGAGCCCGGGCCUUCAAGGAGCAGACGACGCACCUCGAGAGCUUCUGAGGCAACAAGUGGCGCUGUCGGUGACGUUUCUGGAAGCUCGGGCGGGGCAGAAGACUCUGGCAGUCGGUCCCUUGAGGCCACAUCAGCCAGCGGCUCUACGACCGGGGCGCGUCGCCAUCCUCCGAUGCCACGACCACGCAAUGAUCAAAUGUCGGAACGGAGGCGACGCUACGCGUUGAGCGUCGUGCAACAACCGAGCACCGGCUGUGCGUUCGGGACCAAUCUCUUAUCACGAGUCAGCGUGUCGCCCCCUCUCAUUCUCCGACUGCGUGUCAGUGAGCCGGACGGUGCGGAAGUCCUUCCCUUCGACGAGCUACCUUUCAUGCUGUGCCAACUUCGCCUGGUCACCGCGACAGGGCAACCCGCAGACAUGCUGUCUCCUGUGCCUAACCAGCCAGCUGCACCAGACGCAGAGGAAUCGGGCGCUGCACCCUCUGAACCGCCUCGGAGACCAAUCCCUAGAGCUCAACAGCCAUCCAUUCUCCAGGGCAGCGCAGACGGACCAGCAAUGGAAGGCUCGACCCCGUCUCCACCUAGAGUGCCGACUUCGCAUAGCAGCAGCCCGGCUCAUGCACAGAGUGCAGCGGUGCCUGUGCGAAUGCUCUACGGCAAUAUGGUGGCUUUUGGCGUUCGGAUACCAGAGACUCAGGGCCAAAACACUCCUCAUGGGAUCUUUUUCGUCUUUCCAGACAUCUCUAUCCGAUCACGCGGCCGCUUCCGACUUGUUGCUGACCUCAAUCGAAUGCCAAAGUGAGUGUGCGCCUCGGCGUCCUGAUAGCACGAUUCGAGCUCAGCGGUCGGCUAACCCCACG
This is a messenger RNA of Ceraceosorus guamensis, 863 nucleotides long. RefSeq lists its product as hypothetical. The transcript is spliced from 3 exons. Bases 176 to 805 code for a protein of 209 amino acids. The record is from RefSeq and is a predicted model, not a curated record. Lineage: Eukaryota; Fungi; Basidiomycota; Exobasidiomycetes; Ceraceosorales; Ceraceosoraceae.